Varroa destructor (honeybee mite) is the source of this 2089-nucleotide messenger RNA. RefSeq names its product cytochrome P450 4V2-like. The record is from RefSeq and is a predicted model, not a curated record. Gene Ontology annotation, molecular function: oxidoreductase activity, acting on paired donors, with incorporation or reduction of molecular oxygen; monooxygenase activity; heme binding. NCBI's taxonomy places the organism in Eukaryota, Metazoa, Arthropoda, Arachnida, Mesostigmata, Varroidae.
AAAACUAAAAAGAGGAACACUAUCUGUUGGAAGAAUCCGUAGGCAACGGACAGUUAGAAUUCAUAGUACAACAACACUCUAUUUCAGUGAGAAAUAGAACACGUAAAUCUGUGUUGGUAGUCUGCCAAGGGAUAACACGGUUCAACUCGGCUUCUGCUGUGUGUGAAUUUCCAAAAUGAUGCUACCUCAAUCAACGACGCUUCUUACGCUGGUCUCUCGAAUCUUUUUUACAACCGCCAUUACAUUUGCAGUUGCCAUUGUAAUAGGGUUUGCAUUUCUGCGUUAUUGGCGAAAUAAAACUUACCGUUUCUUGAAAGAAUUUCCAGGAUGGUUUGAGCCUAUCCCACUUAUCCGACAUCUUUGCUUUCACUACAGCAUACUUAAUAGUUGUAAGGGGACCGGGAUACCGUACGGAGUGUAUCUGAACGACAUGCUCCAAGGCAUGACAUUUAUGUGGUUGCUGAAAAAUAAAGGUGCGGUAGUUUCGUAUGUCGCUGGUGAACCGCGUCUGCUCCUACUUCAGGCUGAUCAUGUUGAAAAAAUUCUCACUCAUCCAAGAAACCUCAGGAAAGGUUUCGGUUAUGACUUUAUGGCUCCAUGGCUUAGCGGAAGCAUUUUGCUAACAGCGGGCACGCGCUGGAAAGCUAAACGAAGGCUUUUGGUCCCUGCGUUUCAUUUUCAUGUUUUGGAUGAAUUCAGCUCCGUUAUCAAUAAAUAUGCCAGGGUGUUUGUGAAUCGCGUCUUGACAAAGGAUCGGGAAGACGACUUGGUACAAUUCAUAUCAGCCCUGACUCUCGAUAUCGUCUGCGGCGCGAUUAUGGGAGUCAGUAUACAUAGCCAGACGAGUCAGUCGGGCCAGAAAUAUUUACAGGGGAUUAGUAGGCUCAGCGAGCUAAUAAUCUUACGUAUGCAAAAUAUUCUACACUGGAGUGACUGGAUAUAUCAAUUUUCUGAAGCUGGCCAAGAAUUUUACUCGAUUCUCGACUCGGUUCAUGGCUUCACGGACCGGAUCAUAGACGAUCGCAAGGCGAAAUUGCUUUCUAAUCCAAAAUCACUGAGCACAACAGCAAGCUCAACUGCUAGUAAACCCAAAGCGUUUCUUGAUGUGAUGCUACAGCUGUAUCUGGCCGGAGAAAUGUCAGCGGAAGACAUUCGCUACGAAGCUGAUGCGCUCGUGUUUGCAGGGCAUGACACAACAUCCAUGGCGCUCACCUAUGCCAUCUACUUGAUUGGCUUACACCAUGAUGUACAACAGAAGCUGCAGCAAGAAGUGGAUGCACUAAUUGAAGGAAAAAACCUGGACAGAAAUGAUAUCAGUUCUGAAGAAGUGCGUUCAUUGAAAUAUAUGGACAUGGUGCUGAAGGAGUCGCAGAGGAUCUACCCUUCUGUUCCGUCUAUUGGGAGAGUCCUCGAUGACGAUAUGCAAAUUGACGGUAAAACAGUUCCACGUGGGACGAAUAUCAGCGUCGAUUUAUUUGGACUCCACCGCGACCCGACCGUCUUUCCAUGCCCCGAGGAGUUUAUACCCGAGCGCUUUGGGGCCGAUGCAGCAAGUCGAAAGCCAUUCACGUUUGUACCAUUUUCGGCCGGCCCGCGGAACUGCAUCGGCCAGCGCUUUGCACUUCUAGAGGAAAAGAUUACACUCUGCCAUCUUCUCGCCAGGUACGACUGGAUAUCUCUGGAUCCUCGAGAUAAGCUUCAGCUUGUUUCGAACAUUGUCCUGAGGCCAAGAAGCAAGAUUCGGGUCGUCUUCCGAGCAAGAAAAACAAGUUGUCUUGCCUGACAGCACGGGGAGUAACAAACACAGUUAAAUAACUGCGGUAACCUGAAGAUGUAGUAACUGGUCAAAGAAGUUUCUCGCGUAAUUUUAUCAUAAUGUUGAUAGACUCUGAUUACAGAUUUAUGUUAAUAUUUCUGCAGUGUACUGUAUCAAUUAUUGGCGUGUAUAUGCUUCGCUAAAUGCUUCCGAAUUUAGGUCUGCAGAAAACGUCUUCUAAAAGUCCUCUCCGUAUGUUAAAUUACUGUUGGUCACUAGCUAAUCCUGCAAUGAAGUGGGCUCUGUAAUAAAUUAACAUAAUUUUCAACUCAU